AUGUCUCCGUCUAUCUCGCUCGGCGCCGUGCGGAAGCUCACGCCCAUGCUCACGCCCACACUCCUCGCCACGCCUCUUUUUGGCCAGGCUGCCAGCCUACCAGGUAGCCUCAGCAUGCCAGUGCCUCCAUCGCAGACCUGGCGGGGAUCUUGGCCCCCUUCCGAGGUGCGGCUCCGGCCUGUCCUCAGCACCGACGGCUCAGCAGCCGUGGACAAAGACAGUCCUCUCUCCUACUUUCUCUCCCCCCCCAUGAUGGUCGAGGAGGAUGACGAGACGACCUACUUCACGGACGACUACGACGGCGACGAGAGCGACGACUUUACCGAGUUUGAGCUGGAUGCGGGCAUUGAGGAUGUCACCCACCCGCUGCCCAUUGUCCGCUCUGUCAGUCCGUCGUCGCUGGCUGAUCUCAACCUGCCACGGCCGCGGCCGCCUACGCCUCCGCGCUCUUACUUUGCCGGUGCUGCUGCGGCGGACGAUGACGACGACGCCGAGCCGGUCUUCAACUUCCAGCUCGAUGCACGUGACGAGAUGACAGCGCCGGCUCCGGCCAUCCUUGACGCAGAUGCUGACGACAGCGACAGCUGGACCCCGUCUACGCGCCUUCUGUUCCCUGUCCUGCGGCCGGCCACUGCCAAAGCUUCGCGCCACCUGCCAGCCCUGGUGGGAUCUCCUCCCACAUCGGCCCGGGGUCGGUCGGCGAGCCGUCACGACCUUCCAGCCAGCAGCGUCGCCGACUGGAAAGGCAUUCCCAUCGCAGGGCGCCGACCUCCCUUGCCUCCUCGGUCAGCCCGUUCGCCUCGGUCUCCUCGGUCCUGGCGCGUGCCCAGCCCGGACGUCUUCUCGAUCGAGGAGGAGACGGAACAGCAGCUUGUCGACAGUGGACUGCUCGACUUUGCCCAUCGGCCCGUCGGUUCCGUUGGAUCGACGGCUUUGAAGCCAAAGAAACAUGUCCGCUUUGUGCUGCCCGACGAAGAGGUGGUCUGA
Messenger RNA from Grosmannia clavigera kw1407, 987 nucleotides. RefSeq lists its product as uncharacterized. Lineage: Eukaryota; Fungi; Ascomycota; Sordariomycetes; Ophiostomatales; Ophiostomataceae. The record is from RefSeq and is a predicted model, not a curated record. The coding region runs from base 1 to 987 and encodes 328 amino acids. The transcript has 2 exons.